GUCCAUUUCUUCUCAGUGCAGUCGCUGAGAAUUGUUCUCCGCUGCAAAUCUCAGUUUCCUGACUCGUCUAGUAUAUAAAGCCCCCCGAAAAUCUAGCAAAACACAUCCAACCUGAGACUAGAGCUAGCUGCUUUCCGGCGAGGAGAAGUCGUCAGCAAAUCAAGAACAGAGCCAGCCGCACGUGGGGGUAGAUAAACCGAGACAGCACGUGCUCGAUCAUGAACAACAAUGGCGUCAAGGUCACCUACAUCGAAACGCAGUUCGUCACCUCCGACGCCGCGAGCUUCAAGUCCCUCGUGCAGCGCCUCACCGGCAAGUCUGCCGAAGUCCCAGAGCCCGCGCGUCAGCUCCACCGGCCCAGGCCUUGCCGUCCCGGCACCGACGGGAGGAGCGCCAUUGCUGGAGCGCCAAGCUAUUCCAUGUCCAUCGCUGCGGGCUCGGCUAGUACAGCUCCGGAUGAAGUGCGGACGGCCACGACCGCUUCCAACGCCGUCGCCGGCGCGUCGCAGCCAUGCCUGGAUGAGAUGGACGGGCUUUGUGAUUAUUCUGACCUAUCGUACGUUGUCGACCCGGGCGAAUGGCGCCAUGGUGGUAGUUUCAGUGAUUUACUCUAUUGAAGUGUAAAUAUUUGGUUUGGAGUCCAAGAUGUACGUUCUAGCCAUUCUUUUAUGAAAUUCCUUUAUUCUCUGUACUUAUGUCUAUUGAUGCUUCGUAUUUGGGAGUUGGGAAUUGCAGUUACAAAGCUAUUAUAUACUUCUAUAAAACGAGGAAUAAAACAGA
Lolium perenne is the source of this 780-nucleotide messenger RNA. NCBI's taxonomy places the organism in Eukaryota, Viridiplantae, Streptophyta, Magnoliopsida, Poales, Poaceae. The record is from RefSeq and is a predicted model, not a curated record.